Messenger RNA from Plasmodium gonderi, 1116 nucleotides. RefSeq names its product variable surface protein. The record is from RefSeq and is a predicted model, not a curated record. The transcript has 3 exons. Bases 1 to 1116 code for a protein of 371 amino acids. Lineage: Eukaryota; Apicomplexa; Aconoidasida; Haemosporida; Plasmodiidae.
AUGACUAACAUAGCUUUGUAUUUUAAACAGCUGAAAAAUCAAUAUCCCUUUUUAAGAAACGUAUGGGAUGCGUAUGAUAAUUUCGAUGAACCAGUAGAUUUAUCUAACAGAAAUAAACUGUAUCAUGAAUUUUGUAACCAACUUAUAAGUCGUGUUAGAACGGAUAAAAAGAAGCACUAUGAUUUGUGCGUAAAACUUAUAAGAAAUUUGAAAUUAUUUUGCCAUAAUACAGGAGAAUGUAAAUUUGAUAGUAAUGAUUGUAACAAUUUAAACAACUGGUUAUUUAUUUCCAUAGUAAAAGAUCAACUUAUUCCGUAUUUUUAUAUUUAUAUUUUCAAUUUGAUUAAAAGAAUAUCACCUAAUCUAUCAUAUCAGAAUGAGUGUCUGUAUUAUUUCUACGGUAAAAAUUAUUUUGAACCACUUUCUAUCGUAAUUCUAAAUAUAUUUCAGUCUAACAUAGAUCUUAUUAGACAAACGCUGAUAGGGUCUAAAGAUAAAAUUUACUGCAGUUGUCAACAAUUUGUCUAUAAUGUGGUAAGAAGAUAUAAACACAUUAAUAGUAUUUAUUGCCAUGUAGACCAGACUAAACUUAGAGAAAAGAACAAAAAUACAUGUUUAUUUUUAAAACAAUUUGAGACAACAUAUGAUGCAUAUCUUAUAAAUGAUGGAUCUAUACAAAAAAAAAAAGUCGAACUACCAUCUUUAAAGCAUGAAGACACCUUAGAGUUUGUCCCAUGCAUACCGGAUGAUGGAAUACACCAGUCUCUAAGUAUAAACGAAGUACAAAUACCACCUGAAGAACCCGUGGAAUUAUUCGAAACAGAGUUGAAUGAUCAAAUGGACUUAUUCCAAAAUCCUGAAUAUUUUACUACAAGUGUAUUCAUAAAAAACGUUUUACCUACAACUCUUGCUAUUAUCGCUGCAGCGUCUUCCCUCUUUUUUUUAAUCUAUAAGUUCACUCCAAUUCGUAGCUUGUUUCGCUCCAGAAAAAUAGUAAAAACAGUGAGAAAUAUUUAUGACAGAGAUAAUAAAAAUGAAUUAUUAUACGACGCAUAUAAUACUAUGGAUAUAAGCUCAUAUAAUAACAGAUAUGACAUAGCAUAUGGAAAUUUAUGA